Molecule: messenger RNA, 2798 nt
Organism: Photinus pyralis (common eastern firefly)
Lineage: Eukaryota; Metazoa; Arthropoda; Insecta; Coleoptera; Lampyridae
Product: facilitated trehalose transporter Tret1-like
Exons: 2
Coding region: 18-1430 (470 amino acids)
Biological process (GO): transmembrane transport
Cellular component (GO): membrane
Molecular function (GO): transmembrane transporter activity
Source: RefSeq, a predicted model, not a curated record
AGUUGUUACUAGUGACAAUGUGGAAAAUAAAUGGACAGCUCCUGCAAUUAGUUGCUGUUUUAACAGCAACAUUAUGCGCAAUUUCCGAUGGGAUGCAAUAUGCUUGGACGGCGCCGAUGAUUCCCAUUCUUCAGAAUCCCGAAUCUGCUUUCUCAGUAACACAUACAGAUAUCAUUUGGCUUGAAACCAUCUACAUGAUAGGAGGACUUGCUGGAAUACCAUUCAUAAUUUACGGCGUUAACAGAUUCGGGCCUAAAAUUACGAUUUUAAUCGGAACCGUAUUGAGCAUCAUAUCCUGGAUAAUGAAAGCAUUCGCGCCUUCUACGGUAUACUUCUACGUGGCGAGAUUCAUCAGCGGAUUUGCGGCCAACGCUGAUUUCGUAGCGGCACCCAUGUACAUUAGUGAAAUAGCUGACAAGAAUGUGCGUGGAUUUUUGGGAUCGUCGAUCUAUCUAAUGAUGUUGUUGGGAAUUGUGAUAAUAUAUUCGGUGGGACCGUAUGUUUCGAUUCUCGUGUCAUCGGCGGUUGGCUGCUCAUUUCUGGUUGUAGAGCUUCUCAUUUUUCCCUUCAUGCCUGAAUCACCAUACUAUCUUAUUUCUAAAGGAAAAGUAGAAGAGGCCAAAAGAUCACUGCGGUUGUUACGUCCGACAUCGGACAGUAUCGACCAAGAAUUGGAAGGAAUACAAUCUAAUGUGAGAGCGCGCCAGGAGGACACGAAAAAGCGACAUUUUACGGAUUUGAUCACCAUGAAAGCGAGUAGAAAGGCGCUGACUAUAGUGACAACGCUAAAUUUCGCACAACACUUUAGUAGUUACAGCGUCAUUCUGAUGAAUCUUCAUAUGAUAUUGGAUUAUGCGGAAUCAUCAUGGGGUUCGAAUGAGUCUGCAAUAACAUUUUCGGCGGGUAUGUUGGGAGCCGCUCUUUUCUCAUCGUUCCUAGUUGACAGAGCCGGAAGACGAAUUCUGCUUUGCGGGUCAAGUACUUUGGCUGGCCUUUCCAUUGUAACUGUAGCAACGUUCUUCGCCGUAAAGCACGCAGGAAUCGACAUCACCGAUUAUAGUUGGGUCCCCUCUGCAUCAACAUUGUGUUACGCAGUGUUUUUUAAAUGCGGAUUGGGGUUAAUCCCAAUAGUAUUGACUGCCGAACUCUUUCCAUCAGAUGUGAAAGCCAUGGGCAUGGCGCUAGCUUCAGCAAUGUACAGUGUAUCUUCCGCUGCAUCUACGUACCUUUUUCACUAUUUAUAUGAAGCAUAUGGAAUGCAUGUGCCGUUUUACGUUUUUGGAGUUUGCUGCUUUCUAACUACACUUUUUGCUUACUUCUAUAUACCAGAGACCAAAGGUAAAACUUUAGCCGAAAUUCAAGUUAUACUUAAUAGCAGUACAACGACCAAACAGACUAAGUCUGAUAUACAAAUUGUGUUAUCCAAAUGAUCUUGAUCACCACUUCCAAAUCCUAGAACAAUGACGUAACUUAUUUAAAGGUCGGCUGGUUUUUAAUCCAUUUCAUAUGUAAAUAAGAAAUAGAAUAGGGCCCAGUAUCGAUCCCUUAGGAACUCCUGUUUUUACAGAGGUAUCAUAGGCGAAUCGAUAAUAUUAUAUCUGACAUAUUGAUGUCGAUUAUUUAAGUACGAUUUGUAAUUUGUAAUACUUUAGCUUACGUACGUAGGAAACGACAUCAAAUGCUUUUGUAAGAUCUAAAAACGUUGAAGAGUAUUUUGUAUCAUAGUUUUUUAUGAAUUAAAUAAAAAAUAAAAAAUGAUUUUAGACGUUAUGUUAAUAAUGACUGAAAGAUAGUGCUGAUGGAAUUGACUAAAUAAAAAAAAAUUCUUCUUCAGAAUUACCUCAAAUAUUUUAGGAAAUAUGCGUCUAGGUAUGAUGGGUCGAUAAUUACAUGUUGAGCUGCUAUUCAGUUUCUUAAAAAGGGGAAUGGCAUUCGUUGAUUAAAUUGGUUAAUGGAUAAAUUCCAAAAUCAGACCAUAAGUUUCUUUACACUUGGAAUUAUUUGAAACUCUAACUGCAUCUGUGAUCUCAACAUGUGACACCAACGCACAAAAAUUACGUUCACACAGGAGAUAAGUAAGAUAAUGUAUUUUUCGCAAUUCGUUUAUUAGUUAUGUGGUGUUUUUAUAAAGCCCUCAGUAAAUAAUUCAGCAUUAAUACCUAUAUGAAGUUUCAGAGUCAUUGGUAUUGCAAUUACAGUUUUUUAUUAAUUUCCAUGCAGAUUUUAAAGUGGAGUGGAGUACUUGUUUCAAAGAAUUUUGUUACCGUUUCCUACUACAUUUCAAAUACUAGAUUUAAUUGCAAACCUAAGUGGUCUGAGAAGUGUGUAUUUAAAAUUAGAAAAUAAAUUAAACGUUGCCAAAUUGUCACAUAAUUUACCACGAAUGGAAUUGACAUUGAAAUCACCACGAACUGAUACGUAGGUACCUAUCAUAGUUAGUCGAUGCUCUAUCCAAUAUAUUCAAAAAUGUACUUCAUUUCCCCAUAGGUGAUGUAUAAAUAGAUAAUAUUGUUAAAUUAUUUGAGGGUAAAAUAUACCACAUAUUUCUCAAUGUAUCUCUUUAGAUAACUAGGCUGUAUUUUAAUUAUGAAUCUGUAUAUUUUUUAUCUCAAGUUCUUUGAGACAACGUUCACACGGACAAAUCACGUCGAAGUCUCUAUCUAUUAGAAACACAUCUAAUCACAAAUCUUUAGGUAGGAAUAUUCGUACUAAAUACUAUGCACUAUAAAAUAAUAGAAUAAAUAAUAUAAUUCGCGUUUAUGUAUGGACUAGAAUGCGCAGUAGAAUUUGUAGUAAUU